AUGCUCUGGUUUCGGGUGCGUAACCUGCGCAUAUUUUCCUUCGAAAACAGCACAGAAUACUUCAAUGUUGGCACUGCCCCGCACUUACGCAGCAUAAUUUUACCAAUUCAGGCCCGCAUGACGUAUCAUGCUCCCGCGCUGCCUUGCUCAAUCCAAAUCGAAUCCCAAUUGUCAAACUCGCGAAAUUCUACGUGCGUCCGCUGCAUCAUGGCCCCGCCUCGGACCGCGUCGUCAGAGGGCGUUAUGCUGAUCCCAGCCAGUGCCAAGAACAGCACGACUGGCUACAAGAACGUGUCCUACAUCCGCGGCAAUAAGAAGUUCCAGGCGAAGGUGAAGGCUGGCGGCCAGCAUGUCUUCCUCGGCUGCUUCGACACCGCCGAAGAGGCGGCCACCGCCUACGCUCAGUCAGAGUACGGCCGCGCCGACGCCGCCAAGCUGCUGCAGCCCCGCCCCGCUCCCAUUCCAGCUGGCGCCGAGGCGAUACGGCAGGCGGAGAGGGAGGGCCUCACCCUCACCGCCAGUAGCAGCAGCAACACCGGCUACAAAGGCGUCUGCUACCGCCCGAAGCAGCAAGGCAGCCAGAAGUACGAGCUGAAGGUGAGGGACGGCGGCAAGCAAUCCAUCGUCCAAUUUGGACUAUAG
Emiliania huxleyi CCMP1516 is the source of this 642-nucleotide messenger RNA. RefSeq lists its product as hypothetical. The record is from RefSeq and is a predicted model, not a curated record. Gene Ontology annotation, molecular function: DNA binding; DNA-binding transcription factor activity. The transcript has 4 exons. Lineage: Eukaryota; Haptophyta; Isochrysidales; Noelaerhabdaceae. Gene Ontology annotation, biological process: regulation of DNA-templated transcription. Bases 1 to 642 code for a protein of 213 amino acids.